AUGUCGCAGUUGGGAUUGCGCCGGGUGGUAGCCCUGUGGUUUGUGGCGGUUUACAUUCUAGUUGGUAUUCCGUUAUGGUACAAACUGACGACGAUAUAUAGGGCACCUUUGCCCAGCACAUACAUCCGCUCGAUUCAAGAAAACAUGCAUUCGGACGUUCAUGUCGUGGUACCCGUGUACGUGCGAUCAGAGACAUACAAAUUUCCCGACAUUCACGACGCGAUUCAGGCGCAGGUUAACGCUCUGAUUCUGUCCAAAGCCACCGCUGUCAACUGGUCCUUGCAGGUGCUUCAGCCCGAACAGGGCCAGGUUUUAGACCCGGAGUCAGACCAUGUGCUGACUUUGGUUCUGGAUGAUUUUACGGGCUAUUCUGUAGCGUACGAUUCCAAAGAAACGUUUGUCUUUUUUGAUAACGAAGCAGUGGUGUCCAAUGACGUACCGUUUUUUGCAGCUCAAACGUUGGUAGAACACACUUUUGCCACCGAGUGGAACCAUAUCAGCCGAGGUGAAGACGAAAAUGAUGGGCUUCGGGAACCAAACUCGGAAAUGGCCAUUUCCUACGCUCCAGCCGUGCAUCUCUCCAUCUCACUUUUAACUGGGGACGGUAGACCUGUAGCCUGGGACAUCGACUCGACAUUAGAGCAGUACUUUACUCCGCUACGCCGAUUCUUGUCGCCUCUAGUGAACUUCACCGUUGAUACCAGCAUCGUUCAAUUUAAUGACUUAAAUUUGGAGUCUUUACACCAAUCACAAAAUCCAUCAUGGCAAGAUUUGGCUCACACUAUUGAUCUUUCCGAACUUUCAUCCAUGAAUUACUACCUUGAAAAAAACGCUUUGAAUCUGGCCAUCGUGUUUCCUAGUCCGGAGGUUGGUCAAUUAGCUUUUAUUAACGCUACAAAAGAAAGACCCUGGCAAAGUUUUAUGGUACCUCAGUGGGGCGCUUUGGUCGUCAACAAGGAGGCAUUGCCAGACAAUUCGCGCUUAACGAAGGACUACCUUGCGCCUGUAAUAUACAGUUUUGCUCGCGAAUUGUUCCAGUUUCUUGGCCUGACAUCUGAAACUGCGGAUCUCACAACUCCAUACACAACGAUUGACUCGUUCAAAAGAUUGACUACUUUAAAAAGCCUGGAGCAAGGUGUAGAGACGCUCUGGUCGCUGGUUAAACUUACGGAGCAGUUCCCACAAAUGUCAGUACCCAAGCAAGUUCUGGACGACGUGGUGCGAGCUUUAGACCUUCGAUUACAAAUCAUAGAGCUCUUAAAUGACCCAAAUCAAGGUGGUGAUGUUACCUGGAACAAAGCUCUGUGGUUAAGCAAUGCUUUCGUAGAGGUAUGCGAAAAAGCCUUUUUUCACAAGGAAAUGGUACAACAAAAUUUUUUCCCUCAAGAGCAUAAAGUUGCAGUUUACCUGCCACUUUUAGGUCCACUAUCUGUCAUUACCUUCACAGGUCUCAUCAACGCCCUAAGGGAGAAGAAAGAAUCUACGGAUCCGGACAAGGGACAGGAAAGCGAGGAAAAACGUGAAAAGGAGGCUGCUGAAAGUAAGGUUACAUGA
This is a messenger RNA of Lachancea nothofagi CBS 11611, 1554 nucleotides long. NCBI's taxonomy places the organism in Eukaryota, Fungi, Ascomycota, Saccharomycetes, Saccharomycetales, Saccharomycetaceae. The record is from the annotation of a GenBank genome assembly.